UACACUUUAAAUUGGUGUAUUUUAAUUCUGAAUCGGUGCACCUGGUUUCCUGCAGUGGAUGUCUAUGCUGUCAUUCCAGUGCAUGUAGUUUCCCUUUUAAACAUUUGUGCAAUUCUUGCAGCACUUUUGUCACGAUGCGUCCAUUUUUAUCCCAACAUUCUUGACAGCGGAUUGGCUGCGUGUGCGCACAUUUCAUUGCAGCUUCCCAGCGCAUCUUCCCUCGGUCCCCCCACCGGAUGGGAGGAGGAGGAGAGGAGGAGGAUAGAUGCGCGAGAGGAGGCAGGGGGAGAACGAGAGAGGCAGGCAAUAGGCAGAGGAACGGGUAGUUAAGAAAUAAAGGUGUAGCCGACACGGAGGAGGAGGAGGAGGAGAGGGGGGGGGGGUUGCAAACGUAGAAAUGGUUCUCUCAGGGCUCUGCAGUUCAUUCUAAGCGGAGCAUUGCAGGGAGUCUCCCCCUGUUUCUGACGCGCCAGGCUGCCAACAUACACGCCGCCGGGCAUCGCCGCCGACACGGGAUGGUACGUUACACGGCCGUGUAGCGUAACGCUGGUAACAAAAGUCUACCCCCGACCCACAGUGAAGAAAGAAGAGGAGGCAAACUAUGAUCCGAGGAUGAUUUCUGCCAAGAGAACUCCGGAGAAGAGUCGUUAUCCCAUCCACUGUUUGGUGUGGCACGGCAAGCACCGACAGCUGGAGAAGGAGCUGGCAACGAAAGAGCAGACGGAUUUGGAGUCUCUGGACCCUCGCGGUCGGACCCCUCUCCACCUCGCCGUCACGCUGGGCCUCCUGGACUGCGCCCGGGUGCUGCUGCAGCACGGCGCCGAUGUCAGCAAGGAGAACCGCAACGGAUGGACCGUUCUUCAGGAGGCGGUGAGUACGAGAGAUCCAGAGUUGGUGCGUCUCGUGCUUCGUUACCGUGACUACCAGAGGACUGCCAAGAGACUGGCGGGCAUCCCCGUCCUGCUGGAGAGACUGCGCCAAGCCCAGGACUUCUACGUGGAGAUGAAAUGGGAGUUUACCAGCUGGGUGCCCCUGGUGUCUCGUAUCUGCCCGAGUGACACCUACAGAGUGUGGAAGAGCGGUCAGUGCCUUCGCGUCGACACCACGCUGAUGGGCUUCGAGCAGAUGACCUGGCAGAGAGGAAAGCGCAGCUUCAUUUUCAGGGGACAAGAGGCCAGCGCCGAGGUGAUGGAGGUCGACCACGACAGGCAGCUGGUGUUCUGCGAGACCCUGUGUGUCUCGUCCCUCGCGGCGCUCUCAGCCGGCGGCGGCAACGGCAACGGCAACGCCUGCAGCGGCGGCGGCGGCCUGGGCCUUCUGGGGGCGGCUCAGCCCAGCGACGAGCAGGUAGCAGCCCGGCUGUCUGCGCCCGUGGUCACCACCCAGCUGGACACCCGCAACAUCGCCUUCGAGAGGAACAAGACGGGCAUACUGGGCUGGAGGAGCGAGAAGACCGAGGCCGUGAACGGAUACGAAGCCAAGGUGUUUGCAGCAUCCAACGUGGAGCUCAUCACCCGGACCAGAACGGACCAUCUGUCCGACCAGAACAAGAACAAGACAAAAGGUACGUCCGGAUGAGAUCACCCGCCGCCGCCGCCA
Pungitius pungitius (ninespine stickleback) is the source of this 1599-nucleotide messenger RNA. RefSeq names its product ankyrin repeat domain 13B (gene ankrd13b). The record is from RefSeq and is a predicted model, not a curated record. Gene Ontology annotation, molecular function: protein binding. Gene Ontology annotation, cellular component: cytoplasm. Lineage: Eukaryota; Metazoa; Chordata; Actinopteri; Perciformes; Gasterosteidae.